GUCGAAAAGGAACGAGCGUCCGACGUUUACGUUCCAUUCACAUGAAAGUUAUUUUUAUUCCCUCCGCGCAUUUACUGUGUUGUGAAUUUGUGUAAAUCAAAUGAUUGUUAAUAAUAUUACAGCGUUAAUAUUGCGAACGUGACAACUGUAUAACGGUUCUGGUUUUGCGUUGGAUAAUAUUCGACCGGUGCGCUAAUUGCUGUUUUAAGGGACAACCUGUUAAAGAUGGUAUAAAGAAGAAAAGAUGCGGUGGUUCAGGAAUCGUGAGCCGCCGCGGCUUCUUGCCGUUUCGCCCGAAGAGCCUCGCUCCACUAGAAGAUCUAGAAUUGAUAUGUCACCAGUGCGAUAUAAUAACCGAAAAAGUAGCACCAGUUCGGUAGAAACCAAUUUUUACAAUUUGAACGAUCAAAUUAUUAUAGUUGAAAAAUCGCCUCAUCCAUGCCAUCGCAGCUGUGAAACUCCAGUAACAAGAAGAAUAUCUCUCCAAAAUGGACCAGCAUCCCCCCAAGAAUUACCUUAUGAUAGCAGUCAAAAAAAUAGAGGCAGCUCUCUGGAAAAAGAAUACAUGACGUAUAGAGAAAAGAGGAAUCCAUUGCUAGAUAAAGUGAAAAAUACUAAACUUUCAUGUUUUAGAUCUAAUGGUCCUAUUCGACACGGAGAUGAUGCAGUAUCAACAUCUGGUAGUGACUGUAGUGGCUUUGGUCAUGUCGACGAGGUAACACAUUGUCGUUACGCUGAAAGUUAUUCUGAACAUACGGAGUUCGAAAACCAUAAUCCUUGGGUGAAAAUGUCACACUAUGAGGAUGAUGUAUUUUUUGCUAAAACUCCUAUUGAAUGUAAUUGGCGUGAAGGUAAAUCAUUUACGAAUAGGGGUACGAGAUGUUACAGCUCAGGGUCAGAAUGUGACAGAUAUCAUGCAAUUCCAAAAGUAGGAGCUAAACUUUCUAAGUCAAGUGAUCAAAUAUUUAAUGACGACUAUGAACCUUAUGAUUGUACUCCGACGAAACCAGGUAAAAAGACUGAUAAACAAAAAACUAAGGACGAUAAAGAUACAAUAGGGCCUAGUUCAUGUCUAUCAGCUAAACUUCGAGCAAUGUCUGAUAGAUAUCUUAAAUCAUCUACGAAUAGAUUUUUUUCAAAGCUAUAUAAACAAAACGACGAAGUAGGUAUAAACAGUCUAAACGACAGUGCUAUAAAGUCCACAAGUUCAGCUAGUAGGAGUCGCAAGAAAAGGGGUGGAGUUAAAGCAAAACUCAGAAGUUUUUCCUAUGGAGCAUUACCUGGUUUAGAUGAGUUUCAAAAGCAAAAUUCAGUUUUUCAUGAUGAUGUGUAUCAAGUCUCUUGCGACGAUGAAAAUGUUUUGAUUCAAGAUUGUGAAGAUGCUGAUUCAGGUAUACUAGUCAACGAAUCAGCAGCGUCAUCAAUAUUUGACAGCGAUAGAAUAUCUCGAUGUGAAAGCUCUGCUUCACAAACAAACUCUCAGAUACAGAGUCACAGUAGAAGUAUUUCGGGUGAUCAAACAUAUGUUAAGACUCGAAUCUCUUAUAGAAAUCGAAGAGACAAAAACGAUCAUCCUAAGCCUAGACCACGCCAAACUCAAAGAGCUUUGUCAUUAGAUCGUAAGGAAAUCCUAAGGCGUAUGCCUAAAAAUUCGGAAUAUGCUGAACCUCAAUACCUACAACUGACAGAAAAACAAAAAAUGCGCCAAAGAGAUGCUAGUCUGGAAGAUUAUGGAAUACCCCCAAUACCUCCAUGUCGUAAAGCUACUAAAAACAAGAGUAAUAAGCUGCAGUCAGAAUUUAAAGUAGUAAGGAUAAUUAAAAAUAACCCGGGUGACGAGUUGGGCAUAUUUAUUGCUAAAACUAAACUUUUGGACGAAGGCCAUGUGGGAUAUCUAGUUGCACAUGUUGUUGCUGAAGGAUUAGCUGAUAAGGAAGGUACUCUUCAAAUAGGCGACGAGCUUCUUAACGUAAAUGGACGUAGACUACGAGAUCUGACUAUGUCGGAAGCCAAAGAAGCGUUAAGGUCUGGUUCAGCGGAGAUUGAUAUAGUUAUAUGCAGACAGCGACAAAAGUCAGAACCUGAAUCAAUACAACGGGAACCUACACAGAGAAAUAUAGCUUUAAUGCGUGAAAGUUCCGUGGAUUACGAAAACGCUAUAAUUUUGGGAAAAGAGAGAUGCAAUAAUAAAUAUGACAUCAAAGUCGACCUACGUCAAAAGGAACCCGCAUGUAAUCGGCUCUUAUCAGGAACGGAUGAGGCGGAUGGAACGGAGGACACACAGUCGCGCUUCCUAAAAGGGCAGAGUGCGGGUUAUAGCAGUAUGAACAACAAGUUAUUGCGACGGCAAGUUGUCAGUUAUGGUGGUGCUAAUAAAGAUGCGCUUGUUCUUAGUUGUGCAGGUGAUAUAGUGGAUGUGGAUGUGCCAGAUGGGAGCACUGAGAGGACAGAUAAACAUGAAGAUAAUAUGCAGACUCAGAAUACCGCAAAUUUCUGCACACUCCCAAGAAAACCAAGGGCGCCAACACACACUUACCAUACGAUCGUGUUUGAGAAGGGUCAUGGAAAGAAGCCCUUAGGAUUUACGAUAGUUGGUGGACGGGAUUCUCCUCGGGGUCCCUUGGGAAUUUUCAUAAAAAGUAUUCUACCACAGGGACAGGCGAUAGACGACGGAAGAUUGAACGCUGGUGACGAAGUUUUAGCAGUGAACGGUCAGGCGUGUCAUGAAUUAGCCCACGUGGAAGCUCUGGCCCUCUUCAAAGCUGUUCGAAGUGGGACCAUCGAGCUAAGAGUUUGCCGCAGAAUUAAAAACCAAUCUACCAAAGCAAAAUCGUGCACAGAUCUUCUGAAUGACGACGAUUGAAAAAUUUAAUAAUUCUUGUGUUAUGAUGUCAUUCAUCAGAUGGGUUGAACUUUACAAUGUAAUAAUUAAAACAUGAAAAUGAAAUUGUACAAAAAAUGGUGCCAUUCAAAUUUACCAUUUCUUGAGUAAUUAAAAUUUUUCACCAACGGAUUCUGCAAAAAUAGUGAUUUUUGAUAUAUGCUAAAGAAAUGAGCCGUGACAACAUUUUUAAUAUCAUAAAAGCACAAAUAUUCUUGCUAAUAUUUGGUACUCCACGCAGGAAAUUAUUUUCAUUUAAUGUGCCAUUUAUUAUUAAUUUCUUAUUUUAAAAUGGAAACAAUUUCUUGCUCACGUGAAAAAUUAAUAAAUUGUACCUGACUCCCUUUUUCUACUGAUUUUGUAACAAGACUCAACCUAUGUACUCUUAAAAUUUAAUGGUUCUCCCAAAGACAAACUACAAAUUUUAUUUUUAGAGAGAGUAUUUUAGAACUAAUGCAAUGAUUUCAUUGACAAAUUUUACCACUUCUAUAAUAAGUUUAGGUACUUCGAUUGCACUCUUUAACAAUCAUAGGGACAUAGCGAUGACUUUUGUUUUGGUAGUCUUUUUACAUAAUAUUAAAACUCUUUCAUAAAAUUACUUUUAUCGGAGUAUGCAAAAUUAGAGUUCUUUUAAGAUUUUUAGUGCAAUUCUUUAAAGACCACUACAUUAGUCGUGUUUAUAUAAGUAUACAAUUUUAAGAAAAAGUACUUAUUCAAUGAUAAUUUUUUUGUAUGUUGAAUUUAAAAAAAAAACAUUCAUGUAAAUCAAUCUUCCAAAAAUUAUGCAUGUAAAAGCAAAUCCUCAACAUUAUAGCCUAGAGGAUGUUCUAUAUAAGAUUAGAAUAUUUAGAAGAUGGCUUCUGUAAUAACACUAUAUUUAAAUAAAUUCUUAUUAUAUAGCAGUCGAAUGUUAUCCAAGUCAAAGAUCUGAAUACGUACUGUGAUAGGUUUUAGAACACAAAUGGUUAGUUACUUAACGAGCCGUUGUUAGGUACUGAGAAACAUAGUAAAACAUUUUUUGUCCCUUCAGAAUACGACCAUAAAAUCGUUUAAUUUUAUGUAAUGUCAAGCUAUUAGCAUCCAUAGACAAGAAAAACAAAACACUUGAAAUUUUAGAUAUAAAUUUUAAAUGCCAUCAAAUUAUAUUUGCCUUUUGCUAUUGCACUUUAGAAUUUUCUGAAAUUAUUUAAGGAUUUUAUAGAAUGUUGUGAAAUAUUAGUUGUCGAAUGUUUGAUGUAGAUACAUAGCUUAUUUUAUUGUACAUAUCAAUAAUGAAUUUGUUACAAGUAUAAAUUUA
Danaus plexippus (monarch butterfly) is the source of this 4178-nucleotide messenger RNA. RefSeq lists its product as uncharacterized. NCBI's taxonomy places the organism in Eukaryota, Metazoa, Arthropoda, Insecta, Lepidoptera, Nymphalidae. Bases 245 to 2863 code for a protein of 872 amino acids. The record is from RefSeq and is a predicted model, not a curated record. Gene Ontology annotation, molecular function: protein binding. The transcript is spliced from 6 exons.